GCGUUUGCAUCCCCCGCUCGUUUCCCCCCUCUGCACAACGACUCUGCGAGGUAAGCGCGGCGGAGGGGACGCCACCGGCCCAAGAUCGCGCGCAACGAGGGCAGUUCUGAACCGGAGCUUGCCAGGUCCUUAAUCCGAGCAUAAAGCGCCUUCUCCGCGCGUGGCAAGGCUCAGCCAGGAAGAAUGGGGCGGGGGAGAGAAGAAUCUCUCGCCUUCUCCACGCCUCUGAAAGCCCUGGAGCUCCGCCCCGGCAGCCCCGACCGGAGGUGCUGCGAGAAGAAGCGCCCAGAGGCGGCGGAGAGGGGCGCCAUGCCUGCCCGGGAAGCAACAGGAUGCGCUUCGCAGGCAACAGUGAGGUUUGAGGACGUCAUUCUUUAUUUUUCCAAGAGUGAGUGGAAGUCCCUAGCCAAGUGGCAGAAGGAGCUGUACUGGGAAGUGUUGACAGACAACUAUGAAGCUUUGCUCGUUGCAGGGCAGCCGGUCACCAAAGCGGAAGUUGUGGCAUGGCUUGAGCAGUGUGAACGUCUGGACAUCGAAAGAACCCAGGAAUCUAGAGUCAGAGACCCUGCUGCAAAUGUUUCUGCAACAAACGAUGGGCCCUCGAAGGCAUGUUGUGAGGAACGCACAGGGCAGGCAGGAUCUCGCGAGACGCUACGCGACAAGUCUAAGGAGGUAGUGACCCAACGCAGUGAUAUAUGGGGCACCCCCAAGCAGACGUAUUUGUCAGCCGGACCACAAGGGAAGCCUGCAAAGGCUGAGCCUCUUUUGCACAUUGGACAUGGGCAAAGUCCUGCAAGCCCGGCCUGCUCCCAGAGGCCUGCCGCUCCACCAAAACAGUAUAAAUGCAGGGAGUGUGGCAAGAGGUUCCGGUUGGAAGGGCUGCUUCGAAUGCAUCAGGAGAUCGCCGCGAGGAAAAUGUCCGUUGCUUGCUCUGUCUGCGGGCUGUGCUUCACGAGCCCUUUGUCUCUGAAGAUGCACCAGAGAACGCACCUUCCUGCUGUGGCGGAUGGGGAGAAGGCCUCUCCCGGGAAGAACCGGCUGAGCGCGCAACAAGCGCCUGAGAACUUGCACCAGUGUGCAGACUGUGGGGACCGAUUCCGCGGCUUCCUCGACGUCCUCCGGCACCAGAAAAGCCACGAGGAGGCGAGGCCCCGGACGUGCGUCCAGUGCGAGGCCUCGUUCAUGCACCGGAUUGACCUCGCCACGCACGAGGAGGGCCACUUGGAGGAAGCGCUGAAGAGGCACGAUCGGCGCAGGCGGAAGUGUCUCUGCAAGCUCGCCUUCCGGCUGCACUUCGCGUCGCUGCUCGGACGUGGCGUGCGGGGCAACCAGGCUGCCUCGCAGGAGCAGGACCCCGAGCGACUGCACCAGGACGAAGAUGUCGGAGGCGAGACGCCGUAUCCCUGCACCAGAUGUGGGCUGCUAUUCAAGUGGGAAGAGAACCUCGAGGUACAUUACAAGUACUGCAGUGCGCAGUGGUUGCAGAAGCCUCCGUUAAAUGCCUCCUCCCCAGUUGCUCUGCCAGGGGAACACCAGGAAGCUAGCGACAAGCAUGGGGUCGGCCGGCCGGCUUCUGAGGGCAGCUGCGGCGACACGGGGCUCCCUCGCCCUCCCUCGCAAGCCUCCGCUCAGCACGCUUGCCCGGAGUGCGGCAAACACUUCGCCUCCAAGGGCAGCCUCUGCAGGCACAAAAUGAAGCACAAGGCUGCGUUGCAGCGCCACCAGAGUGUGGCCCACACGGACGGUGGCGGCAGCUCCGGCGGCCCCGCCACGGCUUGUGCGACCAAGAAGCUGUACAAAUGCCAGGAGUGCGGGAAGAAGCUGGUGUACAAGUGGCAGAUGACCGCUCACCAGCAAGGCCACACCGAAGGGAAGAGUUUUAUAUGCCACCGCUGCGGGGAAAGCUUCGGGUUCAAGAGCGGUUUGCAGGAACACCGGUGUGCAGCAGGAGGCGCCGUGCCAGGCGAGGCCAGGCUGCUUUGCUGGUGCGGGAAGAGCUUGUCAAAGCGUCACUUUUCCAAGCAUCAAGAGUUCCACGCGGGGCUGAGGUACAUGUGCCUCCUUUGUGGGAAGGUGUCGGGUUUCCAGAGUUCGGCCAUCGUGCAUCGCCACAGCCAUGUCAGAAGGGGCGAGCUGCUCGCAGCGGCGAGGGGCUCCGGUCUCCUUUCCCACACAAUAGAAAAGGUGUACAUUCCUCAGGGACCGCAGCUGCAGAAUCCAGAGGGGACGGGGCAGCCCAACGAUGGGUUUCCGACCGGCCAGGAGGCCCCGGCGGAGGGUGGGAAGAGCCCUCGGCAGAAAUGGAAGCUGAAAUCUCCCCGGAUCACCCUCCCGAAGCCCUUCAGGUGCAGGGACUGCGGGAAAGCCUUCGCCUACCUGGCUCGCCUGCUGUCGCACCGCAAGGAACACACGGGCAACUUCCCCUUCCAGUGUGCCGAAUGCGGGAAAGGCUUCAUCAGCAGAAAUUACCUCAGCCUGCACUGGAAAAUACACACCAAAGAGAGCGCGUGA
Podarcis raffonei (Aeolian wall lizard) is the source of this 2511-nucleotide messenger RNA. RefSeq names its product zinc finger protein 135-like. Gene Ontology annotation, biological process: regulation of DNA-templated transcription. NCBI's taxonomy places the organism in Eukaryota, Metazoa, Chordata, Lepidosauria, Squamata, Lacertidae. Bases 184 to 2511 code for a protein of 775 amino acids. The transcript is spliced from 4 exons. The record is from RefSeq and is a predicted model, not a curated record.